AUGAAUGGGAACACUGAUAAAAGAUUGGUCAAGUGGGAAAAACCAACUAAGUUGGCAGUGAAAGCAAAUUGGGAUGCUACUGUAGAUGCUCAUCACAUGAAAAGGGUGGGUGUUGGAGUAGUUAUUAGAGACUCAAAAGGUGAGAUGUUAGCAUGCCUUUGUUCAAAAUUUGAUCAUAACAAGAACCCGAUUGUUGCUGAAGCUCUGGCGUUAAGGAGAGAUGCAAUUUUAUGUGCAGAACUGGGUCUCUCAGAUGUGAUGCUAGAGGGGGAUUCCCAGUUGACAUUUAAUGCUACAAGUAGUGGGGAGGAGAUAUGGGCUGAGUAUGAGAACAUUAUUGAAGAUAUAAAGAAAGUGAUGCCUGAAAGGUCAAAUUGGUGCAUAAAAUUUGUGUAUAGAGAAGCAACCAAUAUAGCACACAAGCUAGCUAAGCUAGCACUUACUUUUUAUGAUGAAAAGGAGUGGAUAGAGGAAGGUCCAGUAGAGAUUACUAAUGAUAUGCUAAAGGAAAAAUAUUGUAAUGACUGA
Molecule: messenger RNA, 528 nt
Organism: Juglans regia (Persian walnut)
Lineage: Eukaryota; Viridiplantae; Streptophyta; Magnoliopsida; Fagales; Juglandaceae
Exons: 1
Coding region: 1-528 (175 amino acids)
Molecular function (GO): RNA-DNA hybrid ribonuclease activity; nucleic acid binding
Source: RefSeq, a predicted model, not a curated record